AAUCGGCAAUAGCCGGCGUAUCACCGUUCCACCCACUCCGUCAUCCGGGUACCAGCACCCCCACCCCACACUUAUCCCCAUCGACUCCGAGUCGCAUCCCCAAAUCCUUGUUUGCUUAAGUAGAAGGAAUGAGGGGGAAACUGAUCGCUCAUUUCCUCUAGAUUCUAGAGAUAGUCGGGACCUGACAUUAUUAUACAUACUGUACCUUAUGGACGCAUUCCCACAAGAACUUAUCCAGGCCAUCAUCGACGAACUUGCUGAUGACCGAGAGGCACUCAAAGCAUGCUCUCUCGUGUCUCAGUCAUUCUUCCCCCACUCUCAGAAACUUCUAUUUCUCUCCGUAGUACUCGACUCUCGAGAGGAUUCUAGUCGGGUACACAAUCCAUCGGUCGAUUUCUUGAAAUUGCUCGCGAGGUCGAAACGUGUCGCGCCCCUCGUCAAGAACUUCACCAUCUAUAACUUUACCUGGGGCAAGAACAGCUGGUUUACGCAGGAUCAGGACGUCGUCCCACGGAUACUCGGCUCCCUAAUCAACCUGCGAAAGAUGACCAUCUCAGGGCGACACUACGAUCGGCGGUGGGACGGCUCAAGCGACAUCCGUCCUUCGUUGUGUCAAAGCUUCUCCCUACCGCACCUCAAAUCUUUUUCCUUAAACUAUACAUCUUUCCUAAAACCCUCCGACUUCCUUCAGCUGUUUAGCAACAGCCGUGAUCUGAAGGAGUUGCGACUGAUGAAUGUCUACAUCAGCGACCAGCUCAGCCUUCAGGCACAUCCGGAUCGCGAACACAAUCCUCCCAUCGACAAUGAACGGCUUUCUCAAAGACCAAAGCUUCAAUAUCUACGCAUACAGAACGUGCCUGUCGUUCUCAUCGAUACACUCACCCACCCCCACUCUCCGCUGGACCUCAGUUCCCUCCGAAGGCUCCAAGUCUGGUCCGAUCAUGGAGACCAGAGCGACCAUUUCCAGCGCCUUCUCGAAGCUGCCGGAGAUGCACUAGAAGAAGUCGUAUUCCACGGUUUCUCGUCAUCAACGAACGGUUUGGACAUCUCCCACGUCCCGAACAUCACAUGUUGCUUUUCCAACUUCUUUUCCGACCGUGUAGCCAACCACACUGUGCUGUCUGGAUUGACCGAGUUGUUUUUCCAGCGAUACUCACGCGACACGUCCCGCAUGGAGACUGUCACUUUUAAUUUGCGAUGUCAUCCUAAAGCCAUCAUAGAUUGUCCUCGGGAUGAGUGGAGGCGACUAGAAGAGGCGAUGAUGGUAGUGAAGAGAAAGGUUAGGUUUGAGAUACCUGUCAGGGAUAUGAAUCGGUCCAUGAGGGACCCAUUGGAGAGGGAAUGCUUGGCCGCAGUGAGAAGGGGUAUGGGUAUGUUGAGUGAUAGAGGAAUCUUGGAGGUAGAUAUGGUGCAAGGACCAUAAUGGUAGGACUCGGACUUUGUUUGGACUCCUGGACCUUCUUCGUUUUCAGUGACAUUCUUGUGACGAUAUCAGAUAGCAAUAUAUCACCUGUUAAUUAUAAGUUGCGGACUGACUGGUGUAGCGACAUAAUGAUCAGUACGCCUUGGUUUACGACUGG
Messenger RNA from Guyanagaster necrorhizus, 1580 nucleotides. RefSeq lists its product as uncharacterized. NCBI's taxonomy places the organism in Eukaryota, Fungi, Basidiomycota, Agaricomycetes, Agaricales, Physalacriaceae. The coding region runs from base 209 to 1423 and encodes 404 amino acids. The record is from RefSeq and is a predicted model, not a curated record. The transcript has 3 exons.